Molecule: messenger RNA, 2049 nt
Organism: Argiope bruennichi
Lineage: Eukaryota; Metazoa; Arthropoda; Arachnida; Araneae; Araneidae
Gene: Arl5
Product: ADP-ribosylation factor-like protein 5B
Exons: 6
Coding region: 162-704 (180 amino acids)
Biological process (GO): vesicle-mediated transport; intracellular protein transport; protein localization to Golgi membrane
Cellular component (GO): trans-Golgi network; cytoplasm
Molecular function (GO): GTP binding; GTPase activity
Source: RefSeq, a predicted model, not a curated record
UUGUAGAAUGAUUGGAAGUGUGUACGCUUCAUGUAUGUUGUCAUAAAGUUUACGUUCACUCAUUUCGUUCAUGGAGAUGUGUUUUGAAACAGAUGGAAGCAAACUCAUGACAUUUUAAACAAAAUUUAAAGACAAUUAAAAUUACUUGAAACUUUUCCAGUAUGGGUAUUCUUUUGGCAAAAUUGUGGAGUUUAUUUUCCAAUGAAGAACACAAAGUCGUCAUUGUGGGUCUGGACAAUGCUGGCAAAACAACAAUUCUCUACCAGUUUUUAUUAGAUGAAGUUGUGCACACAUCUCCUACAAUAGGAAGCAAUGUAGAAGAAGUUGUAUGGAAGAAUAUUCAUUUUAUAAUGUGGGAUUUAGGAGGACAAGAUUCCCUAAGAGCUGCUUGGAAUACUUACUAUAGUAAUACAGAAUUUCUCAUUGUUGUAGUUGAUAGCACUGACAGAGAAAGGUUGUCAAUAACUAAAGAAGAAUUAUAUAGAAUGCUUGCACAUGAAGAUUUAACAAAAUCUGCAGUUUUAAUUUAUGCAAAUAAACAGGACAUCAAAGGUUGUAUGUCUCCUGCUGAAAUAUCAGAACAAUUGAAUUUAACCUCUCUAAAAAAACAUAGGUGGCAUAUUCAAGCUUGUUGUGCUCUUUCAGGAGAAGGACUUUAUCAAGGACUGGAAUGGAUUUAUUCUAACUUAAAAAAUCGAAAAUGACAGCAGUUUUUAUCAUAGUGCCUAAAAUAUCUUCCAUUUGGUCAAUACCCAAAGUGACUUAGAAUUUCUCAUACAAGUGGGGGUAUUAGUCAGCUUUUUUUACAUUUACUUCCCAAUUUUGUGAUUUCUAUCAUGAUGAAGUAUAAUCAUUGGAUGAGACUAUAAGAAGUGGACAAUGAUAUGAAUUGUUUUUAAAAAAUAUCACAUUUUAAUUUUUUCCCCCUCUAAUUUGUCAUGCAAGAGUUCUAAAGAGAAGCUUUCAUGAACAAGAGUUUUCCUUUGUGUAUUUAUAAAUUAUGAGUGAGAUGGUUUCAAUUUUCCCUCAUUUUUCAAAUUGUAUUUUGUGUUUCCACAUCAUGAUUCAAAGAAUAUAUCUAUGCAAUUUCCAAGGUUCCUGUUCACAAAACGAAGAGCACAUGCAAUAAAACUGCAUUUAAGUUAAUAUACUGAAUUGUUUUCUUAUGAAAUGAUGAUAAACUUUUGAAUAAUAAAUCCAAAUUGUAUUUUGUAAUUUUACCUUAAAAAAUGCCAAUGAUUCUUUUUUAAAUGUACUGAAAGAUUCAUAUUUGGACAGUAUCCCUUUCCUUGCCUUUCAUUAAAUAACUUAUGAAUGUAUAUUUUUCAUAAGAUUAAUUUUAAUAAAUAGCAUUUCUGUAUGAAGCUUGCUAAUGACAUUGCUACUUCUGCAUUUUACAGUAUAUGCUGUGUCUACACUACCAGUACUAAACCCUAAUUUCAAUUUAAAAUCAGAUAAGAUAAUAUUUAAAAUUUUGAAUGCAAGCUAAAAAUUCACUUGCGAUACCAAUCUUUGGGCCGAACUAUAUUUCUAAAUAGUAUGAAUUGUUUUAUUUACUUUAAAAAUUGAAUGUAAUAUUUAUUUGCUUCCCACAUAUGAAUUUUUCAAUGAAAAAAUAUUUUUUAUUACUGCUCAUGCAAAUACUCAUAUAUAAUUAUUAACAUCACACAUUGUAUCAUAAACUGACAAAGCAAAUGGCCGGACAAAGCUGACAUUCCUGAUUACUAAAACUGCUUGCUGAAUAUUGUUUCAUGACAAGUUAUGUAACAGUUGUAAAAACAAUUGCUUUCACAUUGACUUGAUAAAUUUUUAUCUCAUGUUCAUAAUCAUCUUAUACAUACUAUCAUACUCAGAAUAAUUAUGGAUUUAUAAUCAAAUCUGAUUGUGCAUGUAUAUACUAUUUUUCAAAUAUAAUUUUUAAUUAAGUGUUGUCCUUUUUGUAUAAAAAGUAUCCUUUAGAAUUUAAAUAAAAUAUAAAAAUUCUAAUUGUAUGAAGUUAAAGCAUGUAGUUAUUAGUAAUUACUUAAUAAAUAUAUUUUUCUAUUAUCA